UUUUCUGUCACUAUCACCAUUUUAAAAUACAUUUGAAAUUACUAAAAAGUGCGGACAAGCAAAGGGGGUAAAAAGUAACAAAGUCAGGUGUGGUGGAAUAAUCGGUCUAUUAGCCAUGCGUUUAAUCCACUGGAAUAAUAACGAGUCCUAAGUGUCUAAGCUCAUUUGCAAUCUCAUUGGGUGCUGUGGGUUUUUCAAAACAAGAAAAUUAAACCACAAGCAGAAUAUAUUGGAGCAAACUGUGCUUAAGAACAGUCUUUUGUGGCACGAAGUCCAACAUGGCGGAUACGAAAUGCAAAGAGCAGAGUAGUGGAGAAGCAGCUUUUAUGCUCAAUGAACACCAAACAGCAAACUCCCCUACCGUUGACACAUCAAGAAGACGUCGAUGCAAUAUUCUUUACGUUUUCCUCGUUGUAUUUGUGCUGUUGUUUGUUUGCAUGACAGCUUUGUACAUCGUGGAAAGGCACAGGAAAAGAGGCAAACCAAGAGUUCAAGAAAUGCAGCGUACUUCAAUAAAAUCCAAUGUCUGUAAGACUGCAGAUUGCUUUGAAACAGCCACAGAUAUAAUGAGCUCUAUUGAUCCUAAAAAAGAUCCCUGUGAAAAUUUCUAUGAAUACGCGUGUAACCGUUGGAUUGAAAAGCAUCCUGUCAAAAAAGACGAAAUUAGCGUCGAUCACUGGAGCGUACUAACCAAGAAAGUAGAAGACUUUAUCACUAAAAAAAUCAAAGAUGAUGAUGUCAAAAAGAGAUAUGAAAAUGUGUCAGCAGUGACCAAAGCAUUUGGAUUCUUCGACUCGUGUAUGAAUAUAGUAGACAAAGUCCCACGGACAAACAAUCCUUUAGCCGCUUUAAUCAAGAAGUAUCUGCCAUGGCCAAUCCUGGACACUAACUGGAAUAUGACCAGUACGCACAUGAGUCGAUUGCUUGGAAGAGUAAUAAGAGAUUUUGACUCUAGUCCAUUUUUCAAAGUUAUUGUCCAAACCGACCUCAGAAACAGCACAGUCAACAUGAUUACUGUACAACAGACAUUCCAGUGGGGACUAUUUCCACAUCAGCUGACAAGGAACUUUUCAAGCGCAAUUAAGAGCCAAGCAGUCUACAGGGACCUUAUUCACAAUGUCUCAGUGUUACUUGGAGCAAAUAGCUCAGAACAACUAAAGAAAGAUGUUUGGGAGAUUUUUAACUUAGAAAAGAAACUAGCAAAGUUAGGGAAAGGGUACGCAAGUUUUGACGAAGAACAAUAUUAUGGCAAAUACAAAAUAAGAGAACUGCAAGACAGAACAAAAGGUGUAAAGAUUGAUUGGCUGGUUGUCUUCAAUGAGAUGCUUCGUGAUACCAAACAUCAAGUAACUGAAGACGAUGAAGUAAUUGUAACUGACAUGGAUGUUGUGGUGAAAAUGAUAAAUAACUCGUUUGGAUCUAUGUCAGACAGGGCUAUUUUGAACUACAUCGGUUGGCGGGUUAUCAUGSACMUUUACCAAUACACCAGCCAACAACUCGAUGAUUUACGCAUCAACUUUAGAAUCAAAGGCUGGAACCUACUCGCUUUUGACAAAGAAGGCAAUUGUAAACACAAGAUGCAGGAACUCUUUGCUCUGGCAUUAUCGAGAAUGUUCAUAGACGAAAAAUUCCCCAGAAAGAGCAAAGAGCUGGCUAAAGAACUGGCCGAGUCAAUUCAAGACGUCUUUCAAGAAACUCUUCGUAACAGCGAAUGGAUGGACGAUAAAUCAAAAAAAGCUGCCAUAGAAAAGGCAGAUGCAGUUAUAGGGAACUAUGGCUACCCUGAUUUCAUCAGGGAUGAUGCCAAAUUUGAUUCUAAGAUGAAAUUUAUCACUGUAUCGAAAGAUUCGUUUCUUGAUACCAUGACAUCAGUCAUAAACAACAAUAAAAGAAAUGAGUUGUCACAACUCGGUAAACCCGUGAACCGUGAAGAAUGGACGGAGUCACCACUUCUGGUAAAUCCAUACUACCUCCCAACCAGAAAUUCUUUCAAUUUCCCUGCUGCAUUUCUACAACCACCAUUUUAUGAUCCUAAAUAUUUAAGGGCUGUCAGUUAUGGUGGGGUUGGUGCAAUUAUCGCUCACGAACUUAUCCAUGGCUUCGACACCUCAGGUAAAAAUUUUGACAAGGAUGGUAACAACAUAAAAUGGUGGACGGACUCGACUCUUGCUCUCUACAACAACAGAACAAGAUGUUUAGUGGAUCAAUACAAUGCAUAUACAUUCAAGGGCUUCCCGGUCGAUGGUCAAAUGACGCUUGCUGAAAACAUAGGAGAUAACGUAGGACUAAGAGAAUCGUUCAAAGCAUAUCAAGAAUGGUUGAAGAAAAAUGGUGAAGAACCAUCACUUCCUGGUAUUUUCACCAACGAACAAAUUUUCUUCCUCAGCUAUGCCAGGAAUUGGUGUAAAUCUCUAUCGCCUAUAGCAUAUGAAUCUGAAGUUUUUAUGUCUGAGCAUGCGCCAUCUCCUCUCAGGGUAAAUGGACCUUUACAGAACUUUCCAGAAUUCUCAACAGCGUUCAGCUGUCCUUCAGGUUCCAAAAUGAAUCCAGUGAAGAAAUGUGCGACUUGGUAGUUAUUGCAUAAUAGAAAUUGGUUUGAAAUGAGUAGUAGUUUUGACAUUUAAGUUGGAGUAGAUUAGAUUUUACCUUUUGGGAACAUUCUGCUGCACAGCGGUGAUGAGAGCGCAAGCAUGCGCGACAAUUGAAGGCCACAAAUAAUUGAUGGAUUGCAACCUUCCUGUGGCUAUACAGGCUCAGUCUCCAGCCGUCGGGAUUUCGUGCGCCCGCGAUACUCUCUCCCCUGACGGCUGGGCGCAUGGGGUUCGAA
Exaiptasia diaphana is the source of this 2827-nucleotide messenger RNA. RefSeq names its product neprilysin-1. Gene Ontology annotation, molecular function: metalloendopeptidase activity. Gene Ontology annotation, biological process: protein processing. Gene Ontology annotation, cellular component: plasma membrane. NCBI's taxonomy places the organism in Eukaryota, Metazoa, Cnidaria, Anthozoa, Actiniaria, Aiptasiidae. The record is from RefSeq and is a predicted model, not a curated record. The transcript is spliced from 19 exons. The coding region runs from base 279 to 2573 and encodes 764 amino acids.